Messenger RNA from Anopheles aquasalis, 4230 nucleotides. It is a transcript of the gene otk, whose product is annotated as protein tyrosine kinase 7. Gene Ontology annotation, cellular component: plasma membrane; signaling receptor complex. The record is from RefSeq and is a predicted model, not a curated record. Gene Ontology annotation, molecular function: ATP binding; transmembrane receptor protein tyrosine kinase activity. NCBI's taxonomy places the organism in Eukaryota, Metazoa, Arthropoda, Insecta, Diptera, Culicidae. Gene Ontology annotation, biological process: positive regulation of kinase activity; positive regulation of neuron projection development; positive regulation of phosphatidylinositol 3-kinase/protein kinase B signal transduction.
CAGCUCGCUUCUCACGCGUUCUUUUGCCGGCCACAAAGAAGCCGUCUGUGGGUGUGCGAGAAAGACGCCAAGUGCAGAAAAUUAGCGUGAAUCUCGUGCAGUGCAGCAAUUGCAACCGUGGAAUCGGUGCAUCCGGUGUGUCUUUAGUGAGCCAGUGGAAGCGUCGGUGUUGUGAUCUGACAGAAUUAAGCAGAGAUUCGUCAAAGUAGCCUCCGGUUUGUUCCGGACUGAAGUGAUUCAGUGCCGAAGCCCGUGCAGAAUCGGUGGUGCAUCCAGAAUGCAAUCGAUGCAUUCGCGCAACGGUCAGUGCAACCAGACCGGCCAUCGACGCCAUUUCGGUUGAUUCGAUUGUUGCUGGCUGGUAAUGCUAGUGGAAGUGAUUGCCGUGUUGCUGCUGCCUCCCCUUUGACCGGUGGAUUUCGAUUGAGUCAAACACGAAGAAACGGAAACCGGCUUAGAAACCGGCCGGUUGGUUUGUUGCUGGUGCCGGUACCGUGUCGCGUGCCUCUGUGUUGCGGUGUGUCUCUGUGUGUGAAGAGCCUUCAUUGUGUUGACGCUCAGCGUGAGUUGUUGUUUAUUGUGAGCAUAAGUGGCCAACAAAAUGGUUGAGAUGCAGUGCAUCUUGCUGCUGUUGUCAGUGCACCUAGCCUUCCAUACGGUCCGGUGCGAGUUCCAGUUUACGGUGACACCCCAGAGCCGGCAGGUGUACGAAGGUGAACCGGUCGCGUUCGAAUGCCGUGCCCUGUUCGACGAUGAGAUCGACUUCUCCUGGACGCGGAAUGGUGUGCCACUGUCGGUGCGACCACCGCGCCUCUACCAGAACGGCUCCAAUCUGCACAUCCGCGCCGUCAAUGGAACGCUGGAUCGGGGUGACUACGUGUGCCUGGCGACGGCACGAGCUUCCGGUGCCCGUGUCGCUUCACCAGCGGCCCGUCUCGACGUAAUUGCCAUCGCACCGCCAGUCGUACAGCUGCUCAAGCAUGAUGCGGAUCGAGGAAGCAUUACACUGAAAUGCCACUCGGCCAACCUGCUCGAUGGUACAGCUGCCGAUGGACGACCGUUGCCAGCGAACGCUGUUACCGCUGGUGCUACCGGUGACGAUGAGGUGCAUGCCGAAUGGUACAGAAAUGAAAUGAAACUCACGAAAUCGGCUCACAUUGAGGUGCAGCGGCGUAAGCUGCACAUCAGAAAUGUCUCCUCGAAGGACAAUGGUAUCUACAGCUGCAUCUUGGUGAUUACGUCGCGCCAUGCCGAUCCAGUGCACCGGAUUGCCCUGCGAAGUGUUAAGAACUAUCGGUUGAAGUUGAAACCGGGAGCACUCUAUGGAGAAGGCAGCGGUAAGAUCGAUUGUAGCAAGAACCGGAACCUGUUGCUGUGCCGUGGUAAACGUGGGGAACGACAGCUGAGUGGAGCGACCACCAUCGAGGAUCUGGCCUGGGCUAGCGGCAACCUUCCCCAGGCGGACGAACCUCAGCCAGCCGUUCCUGCGCAACUUCAACAAGCAACGGGCAGUACUGCGGCCCCGGUACGGAUCGUUCUACAUCCCGUGACGACCGUCGUCAACGAGAGCCAAUCGGCCAUGUUUAACUGUGGGUUCCGUGCGCUGUCGAACGAGAGCGGUGGUGGAUUUGUGGUACGAUGGCGCAAGGAUGGUAAGGUGAUCCGGAAGUGGGACAGUGCCGGCGAAGUCGGAUCAGCGCUGACUACAAUCGGUUCGGUUGAUGAGUCGUUCGGUGGUACGGAGAGCAGUAACAGCGGUAGCAGCUCUAUGUUCCGGGAUGAUGCUCGAAUUCACGUGGAUCGGACGAAUGGUUCACUCGUGUUUAGCUCGGUAGUGGCGAGUGAUGAGGGCAGCUACGAUUGUCAGAUAACGAACAAUGCGAGCGAGUUCCUGGUCAGCUCGAAGGCCGCCGAACUACAAAUCAUCUCCAAUCUACGCUUCACACCGAAACCACCGACAACGAAGAACCUGGAGCUUGGCUCGAUCGCGAAGAUUCACUGCAAAGCCCAGGGUACCCCCACUCCAACCGUCCACUGGACGGUCGAGGGUAACCGAGGUGCUUCUGUGGAUGCCGCCAAGGCCGGAUCGUCCAAUCCACUGCCCGAUACGGUCGAGGAUGUCAAUGGAACGCUCGUGUUCCGUGCCGUAACGGCUGACCAUCGGGGGAACUACGUGUGUGUCGCUUCCAACAGUCAGGGUGAGAUCCGGGCAUCGGUUGCAGUGAACGUGGUGGUCGCGCCGAAGUUUGUCACGGCACCGGAAGGUACGGUUCAGGUGUCGGAACUUGGUACCGUGCAGUUCCACUGUGUUGCGACCGGUGAUCCUAAGCCAACCAUCCAGUGGGAUAAGGAUCUUCAGUAUUUGCACAGUACGGCUCAGACUGGUGGUGGUGGUGGUGGUGAUGGACAGGCCGGUAAUGGUAGCAGUGAGGCACUGGAGGAUCGUGUCCGCGUGCUGCCGAAUGGGACGCUCGUACUGACGGAGGUGCAUCUGGAGGACGAAGGACGCUACGGGUGUACCAUCGGUAACAGUGCGGGCUUGAAGCGCGAGGAAGUGCAUCUCACCGUGCGACCUACCUACGGUAUGGCCCUGCCAGAGGAAUCGGCCGAAGAUGGAUUCCUGAUUACGCGCGCCGUCCUCAUUACCAUGUCGGUGGCCUUCGCCUACAUCAUUCUGGUGGUGGGGCUCAUGAUCUGGUGCCGCCAUCGACGAGCUGCCCGUAAAGCCCGGCUCGACCUAGGCUCGAAGGAGAACGGCGAUGCGGUCGAUAUGCGGAACUGCGAGAUCGAACCGUGCCUACCGGAGAAAUCCGGCUCCUCACCGGGACGUACGAAGAAGCUGAAGAACGGUUCGGCUGGUGGUGCUGCCGCUAGCAAGGAGGGCAGUGCCGAUAAGGAUGGUGGACAGGAUAAGAGCGAUGAUACGGUGAACUCGAACAAAUCAAAGAAAUCAUCCGGUUCCGGUAGUCAGCUCGAGCAACUGUCCGUUCCGAGGUCCGCCAUCGUGGAGAUGCUGCAGAUUGGCAAGUGUGACUUCGGGGAUGUGUUUAUUGGGAAGAUCCGCGAGAACGAUUGCCGGUUGCCGGCACCAAGGAAAGACGCAGGACCUCAGGAACCGGUGACUGGUGAUGAGGUUAGUGCGGCACCAGCGACAGAAGCCGGUGCUGGCGCUGAUGAGCUGGUGACGGAGAAUGAACGCAGUCGACGGCCCUCGAACGGUGAGCUGAAUGCUAUCCGGCCCGAGAACGACUACAAACCGGUGAUGGUGAAGGCGCUGACCAAGGUGAAGGAUGAGCACUGCUGCCAGGAGUUCCGCCGUCAGCUGGAACUGUUCCGCACCGUCGCCCAUCGGAACGUGGUGCAGGUGUUUGGCCUGUGCCGGGACAAGGAUCCACACUAUCUUCUGCUCGAGUACACGGAUUGGGGUGAUUUGAAGCAGUUCCUGUUGGCGACCUCACCGAAAACGACGCCACCAAAUGGUACCGUCGAUAAGACGGCCUCCGGGGCAACGGCACAAGCGACCAAACCACCACCACUCAAUGUGCCACAGAUUCUUGCGCUUGCCCAUCAGAUCGGACGUGGUAUGGAUGCCAUCUAUAAGGCGCGCAUCAUCCACAAGGAUCUGGCCACACGGAACUGCAUCAUCAGCAGUGACUUCUCGGCAAAGAUCUCGAUGCCGGCGCUGGCACGGGACAAGUACAGCCGGGAGUACUGCCGUCACCGGAACCAGCUGAUGCCGGUACGCUGGCUAGCACCGGAGUGUUUCCACGAGGAUGACUGGUCGAUCAAGAGCGAUGUGUACGCGUUCGCCGUGCUGGUCUGGGAGCUGUUUACCAACGCGACUGAACUGCCGUUCAAGGAGCUAACGGACGAGGAGGUGAUCUCAAGCGCGGCCCAACCGGGCAAACUGGAGCGCCAGUUGGCCGAGGGUACACCCGAGGCGUUGCACAAGAUUUUGACAUCAUGCUGGUCGACCAAUCCGAAGGAGCGACCAUCCUUCAGCCAGCUAGUGGUCGCCAUCGGUAACUGCCUGCAGAGCGAGUAUCCCAAGGAACCGGCGGAAUGAAGCAGCCGCUCUCAUCAUAAGCCAUCGCUACAUUGGACGUAAUCUCGCGCUUCAUUCUUUCCCCUUGGGUUUUGUUGUUGUGUGUCCGAUCGGGAUUCGAUUGUGUCCUCAUACAACCGAACAUUGCACAUUAGGUUUCAAGAGACCCCUUUUCCAUCAUUUGU